ACAUAUUUGAGAGAAAAUGGCGCCGACUCCUGAGGUUACAGUCAGCAUUUUAUGACCAGGAGUUCUUUAUUUAGUCAUCAGAGAUUCAGACUCAGAGCAAGAAGUUAAGGGGAAAAUUGACAGAAACAGUCAUUAUUAGAAAAAAAAGGAAAUAUUUAGAUGAUUAGAAGAGAACCAUGUCAGCGGGUUUGAGACAGAAAGUAGGAGCAGGAUUGAACUGGGAUGAGCUAGAAAAGGUCCAGUUGUACAACAGUGCACCACAGCCUCAGGGAGCCAUGGAUGAAAAAGGCCAAAAAACAACUAUAUUGUUUGACGCUGCCAAGAGAGAGGUGUUUACUCCAGCUAACGGCUUCAAAAGCCUGAACAGGAAGCUGCGAUCUUCGUGGAAAAUCACCACACACAGGGAUGAGAUUACAGAAGAGAAGAUAGGGCAGGCCAGGGUCUUCAUACUGGGAGGACCCAGGGAAAAGUUCACCGCGGCCGAGUUUGACAGUAUCAAGAGAUAUAUUGAGUCAGGGGGCAGUGUUCUGGUCAUGAUGGGGGAGGGCGGAGAGACCAAGACAGACACCAACAUCAACUUCUUGUUGGAAGAUUAUGGCAUCAUGGUCAACAAUGAUGCUGUGGUGAGAAAUCACUACUACAAGUACCAUCAUCCAAAGGAGGCCUUGAUAUCAAAUGGAGUCCUCAACAGAGAGAUCAGUCGAGCAGCAGGGAAGGCAGUGCCUGGAUCAGGGGGAGAAGACUCCAAUGUAUCACAGGGUUUAACGUUUGUGUACCCGUACGGAGCGACCCUGAAUGUUGCUAAACCAGCAGUGCCAGCCCUGUCCACAGGAACAGUCUGUUUCCCACUCAACAGACCCAUCCUGGCACUGCAUCAGUCCAAGUACUCGAGAGGAAAGCUUGCAGUGGUGGGCUCAGUACACAUGUUCAGUGAUCAGUAUAUUGACAAAGAAGAAAACAGUAAGAUACAGGAUGUGUUGUUCCAAUGGCUCACCACAGACAACAUCAAGCUGAAUGCCAUUGAUGCUGAGGACCCAGAGGUUGCAGAUUACAACAUGUUACCUGACACGGCCAGACUGUCAGAGAGGCUGAGAGUCUGUCUGCAGGAGAGUGAAGAGAUCCCACGUGACUUCACCCAACUGUUUGAUGCUGGGAUAUACAAGCUGGACACCAGUGUCGUUCCAAAAGUCAUCAAGGCUUAUGAGACGUUGAAUGUGAAACACGAGCCUUUAACUCUCAUCACCCCCCAGUUUGAGACCCCCCUCCCUCCACUGCAACCUGCGGUUUUUCCACCAGCAUUCCGGGAGCUGCCUGCCCCAUCAUUGGACCUGUUUGACCUGGAUGAGGCUUUCUCUUCUGAGAAAGCCCGACUUGCCCAACUUACCAACAAAUGUACUGACGAUGACCUGGAGUACUAUGUGCGUGAAUGUGGGGACAUACUAGGAGUUAGUCCCAAGCUUCCCUUGGACAGCAGGGAUGCCAAGCACAUCCUGGAGCAUGUCUUCACACAAGUCGUGGAGUUCAAGAAACUCAACCAGGAUCAUGACAUGGAUGUGGACACCAGGGCACAUGGGCCGAUGAUGACAGACUAACCACAGAUUUGCAUGGUUCCAACAUUCACAAUUGGCAGAAACAACUAUCGCAGUAUCAGUGCACUAGUACUGUAUGUAAGAAGUAAAACUGCUGUAUAAAGCAAAUCUAGAUGUAAGAUAUUUUCAAUUGUCAGCUGUAUCUAAGCAAAGUUGGUUGCACUUCUUCUAAAUUUGUAAAAUAUCCUAAGUUUUUUUUUCUUUGAAAUGAAGAAACUACCUGCUAGAUCUACAUAUACUAGUAGAUGAUGAAAAUGUGAUCACAAUCUAUGUGGCACAUUGUGUUCACUGUACAUUAAAUGCAAUGCAGUUUGUUCAUUUUCUUUACUUUUGUUCAUUUAGCAUGCAUUUAUGUCUAUCAAAGUUUUAUAUCACUGGACUUUGGAGUGGGGGUACUAAGAUUUCCAACCUAUUCAUAAAUGAAAGCUAUGUAUAAUAUUUUGUACUUAAUUGCCCAUUCAUGGAACACCCUAAAUUAGACAAAGAUAUUAUUUGUAAGAUUCUUCAAAACAUUCGGCAAAAUUUUCAUUCCCAAAGAUUUUGUCACUAUCAAAGUCACCUUCAUUUACAUGUAUAUCUGCCAUUAUAUAUGUAUUCAAUUAAUUUACUGCAUUUGGUGUGACAGCUUUGUGUAAGGUAGAAGUUUCUUAGUUUAUUCAAAAUUACACUUGUACUGCUAACUGAUCUGGGAAGUUCUCAUCCAUUAUGUUAGCAGCUUUUCUGCUAUACGGUGGCUCAGAAAAUGUGUAAAUGAAAUAUGUUGUAUAA
Molecule: messenger RNA, 2357 nt
Organism: Branchiostoma belcheri (Belcher's lancelet)
Lineage: Eukaryota; Metazoa; Chordata; Leptocardii; Amphioxiformes; Branchiostomatidae
Product: intraflagellar transport protein 52 homolog
Exons: 15
Coding region: 177-1592 (471 amino acids)
Biological process (GO): cilium assembly; intraciliary transport
Cellular component (GO): cilium; centriole; intraciliary transport particle B
Source: RefSeq, a predicted model, not a curated record